UCGAUUAGUUUGUUUAUUUGAAUAUAAUUCUCAAUAGAAUCCUUUUUUCCAUCGCUUCUGUGCAAUUUAUUAGAUUUCUGAUAAAAUGUUUUAUAGCUAGUGAAAACAAAGUAAAGAAUUGAUUAGCGAAUGGUUUUCAAUAGAAUUUUGGGUCGGUUUGCAUCAAUAUCAACAUUCCAUGUCACAACCGCUUUUGUGUGGGCUACAUGUCAAAGAGUCUAACGUCAUAUAGUCUAACGUUAUAUUACAUUAUAUAAAGCGACAAUAAGUCUAUGAAAAAGCGAAACUCCAACUGUGUGCCAGACCUGAAUUUGAUGUGGGAACUGGAAAAUACAUUAAAGCCAAUCCGAUUCGACGAUGGGAAAGGGUACUUUUUUGCUAUGGAAAGCAAUUGGUUCAAAUACAUACCAAUAUUCCUGAAUUUGCAACAGUACAUUCGCAAUCAUGAACGUGAACGAAAAGCCGCAUUGAAGCGAGGUGAACGAACCGAGCUUCGUGAAUACAGAAAUUUCACCGUGGUACCAACGUCAUCGUUCGAAAGACAUUACAUUCGAAUUGAUCGUAGAGUGUUUUAUCGCAUGUUGAGACAGAUAGAAUGUCCACAUCGAUUAUUUCGCAAUAAAAACGGCGGCCCAAAACAGGAGGAAGACAUCAAAAGUAAAGAAUGGGAUGUAUUAUGGCGUCUGUAUUUCGACAUCGAUAGCAUCGAAAGAGAACCGAGAAACAAAAAUGAUGGCCAUGCAACAAUAAAAUUCGACAACUCCAUUCAAACAGAUGGUGUCGGUAUGUCAUUUUUGAUGGAACGAACAAAAUUCAUCAUUGAAAAAGACGAUGAAGAGCGUAUGAAAGAGACACAAGAGAUGCUUCUGAAAAGCCAACAAGUGUAUGGUCUCGAUCCUGGACUACGUUUGGUCAUUGGUGGUGUGCGCAUUAACAAUUUCAACGAUCGAAAUAAUCGCACUGAAACAAUCAUUCGAUUGACAUCGGGCCAAUACCAAGAUAUGAUAAAUUCAUCGCGACGGAACAAAUGGCGCAAAAAGUUGACAAUUGAAAUCGAUGAAAAGAUGCGUCCACAUCGUGAGUCAUUUGAUGAGCAGCCUGGUCCACGAGCCGAAGACCAUAAAUCAUAUGCUGAUCAUAUUUUGCGUCAUUUUGAAGAAAAGUUCAUAGCAUACACACAGUAUGAAUACGCUUUGCAAGCAUUUCUCCAGUACAUUGACACGAAUAGAGCACUUGAUGCAUAUGCUAGGGGACGGAAACCAUUAGCUAAAUAA
Messenger RNA from Contarinia nasturtii (swede midge), 1274 nucleotides. RefSeq lists its product as uncharacterized. Lineage: Eukaryota; Metazoa; Arthropoda; Insecta; Diptera; Cecidomyiidae. Bases 273 to 1274 code for a protein of 333 amino acids. The transcript is spliced from 4 exons. The record is from RefSeq and is a predicted model, not a curated record.